Carya illinoinensis is the source of this 695-nucleotide messenger RNA. Its product is annotated as outer envelope membrane protein 7. The transcript has a single exon. NCBI's taxonomy places the organism in Eukaryota, Viridiplantae, Streptophyta, Magnoliopsida, Fagales, Juglandaceae. The record is from RefSeq and is a predicted model, not a curated record. Bases 428 to 589 code for a protein of 53 amino acids.
AACCUUCUUCAACAUAGAAAACACAGAACGAAACUAAACAACAUAUGAACUGAGAAAUGGGCAUGAACAAAAGUCGGCAAAUUUAGCUGAAACUUGCAGGUAGAUGCGGAAGAAGCAAGCGAAACAACCAGCCGUACUUCGACAAAUGGGCAUGCCAUAGUGAUGAAAGCCCAUUACGGGAGGCGUACGUCUACGUUAUUCACGAUGUCUAGAUCAUGGGCCUCAUUCGGAAUGAGCGGGCUGGACUUAUGGGCUAUUACGAGUCGUUUAUUAAGUGUCCGUGUCCAACGACGGCCUUUGGUUCUCACGCUUACCUUGGUAAUAUGGCAUUCCACAUCCACCCACUAUUUCCGAGUCCAGCUUCCUAGAGCUGUUGAUCGCUCGCGAAGAGGGAACGAGGUGGAGGUGGAGAGAGGGAGAGAGAAGGAUGAAGCAAACGGCGAAGAUGAAUGCAAUAAGGUCGGGAAUAGUGGUGGUGGGAGCCUUGGCGUUCGGAUACCUAACCUUGCAGCUUGGGUUCAAGCCGUUUCUCGAGAAAGCUCAAGAAACCCUCGAAAAAUCUGACCCUCCUUCUCCUCCCUCCCAAUAAAUUACCACCAUCGUAAUUUUUUUUUUUUUUUUUGGGUUCUUUCUUCCUUUUUUUGUGUUGCACUUAGCUAAGGCCUUCUCGGAUUAAGAGGCAACUAGAGAGAAAG